Rhipicephalus microplus (southern cattle tick) is the source of this 1432-nucleotide messenger RNA. It is a transcript of the gene Trmt61, whose product is annotated as tRNA methyltransferase 61. Lineage: Eukaryota; Metazoa; Arthropoda; Arachnida; Ixodida; Ixodidae. The record is from RefSeq and is a predicted model, not a curated record. Gene Ontology annotation, molecular function: tRNA (adenine(58)-N1)-methyltransferase activity. Gene Ontology annotation, biological process: tRNA methylation. Gene Ontology annotation, cellular component: tRNA (m1A) methyltransferase complex; nucleus.
CGAUGUCGAAGGCAAAGGUUUGCAGAAUCAUAACCAGCUUGGCACGUAAACCAUCCAUGGUUCACCAACGCAAACGAAACCGAAACUAGCUGCAAACACCGUGCAAUUCUAGCGUUUUCCUGAAGCAAGCUUCCGGUUACGUGCGCUGUUGUUUUGACGGGUGCGUGCACGUUGUGCCCGCGUGUUUGCCGGCCGUGUUUGGUCGCUUUCAAAACUACGAGCGCCCAGAAAGUUGGCCUUCACGUACUCGGAUUGAGCUUUCGUGGCCGGUAGCGUCCGAGUUAAUCUCCGCGUCAUGUCGAACUUCCUCUCGCACGGCAACGUCGCCCAGGCCGGCGAUACGUGCGUGGUGUACUGCACUUUCGCUAACAUCUACUCCAUCAAGCUCGCGCACGGCGAGGUGUUUCAGACCAAGUACGGCGCGCUGAAGCACGACGACGUAAUCGGCCGUACGUACGGCACCAAGGUGCUGUGCUCGUGCGGUUACGUAUACGUGCUGCGCGUUACGCCGGAGCUGUGGACGCUCACGUUGCCGCAUAGGACUCAGAUCCUCUACACCCGUGACAUCAGCCUGGUGACGCUACAACUGGACCUCAAGCCCGGGUCGGUCGUAUGCGAAGCCGGCACUGGCAGUGGGUCGAUGACUCACGCACUUGCCCGGACUGUAGCACCGAAUGGUCAUGUUUACACGUUCGACUUCCAUGAGCACCGCGCUCAGGUGGCCCAAAAGGAGUUUCAAGAGCACGGCCUGAACUCUGUUGUGACAUGUGCACACCGUGAUGUCUGUCAGGAUGGUUUCGGCAUCGAGGGACUUGCCGAUGCUGUUUUUCUAGAUUUACCUCACCCUUGGAAAGCAGUGGACGCCGCGGCUUCAGCAUUGAAACCUGGCUGCGGGGGGCGCCUCUGCUCUUUUUCGCCGUGCGUGGAACAAGUGCAGCGCACUUGCGAGGCGCUGCGUGACCGCGGUUUCGUGGACGUCGUCACGUUAGAGUGCCUCGAGCGGCCCUACGAGAUGAAGCAAGUGUUCAUGGCCGACAUCCGGGAUGCGUGCAGGGUACCAUCCGGGAAACAGGCACCGAAGAAAGAGCAUGCGACGGCCAAGACACUUGGAACUACAGAGGGAGAUGCAAUGACCGGUGUGGAGGAAGCCGUCCGAAUCUUCUAGUCGAAGGCGAAGGCGGAGCUGAAGGCGAAGCCAAAGCUACCGACGAUACGAACCGAGGCAAGAAGCGUCGCGGCCACCAGGAAGACCUGGGUUCUGCGAACCAGGUUUUCUGCUUCCAGGCGGCCAUACCUUCCUUGCAGAUUCCGGGCCACACGGGAUACCUGACCUUCGCGACGCUACUGGCCUCGUAGCGGUUGUCAUGCGCUUCAGAUCACAGAGCUGAAACAGGCAUCACCACAUCAUAAUAAAAAAAAAUCAUUAGGCACC